AUGACAAGCUCUCUUCCUACCCAGAUGCAAGCAAUCACUGUCGACGGCAAGUCUGCAGCGUCGCUCAAGACCAUUGACACGCCCCGUGUUGGCCCUGGCAUGAUCCUCGUCAAGGUGCAGGCCGUGGCGCUGAAUCCCACUGACUGGAAGCACUUGGACUUUUUCGGCAACAAGGACACGACGUUGGGCUCUGACUUUGUAGGUACCGUGGUGGAGAAGGCGCCCGAUGCCGGUGACUUGGUCAGCGUGGGCGACCGUGUCGCUGGCUCUGUGCAUGGCGGUGCUCACGUUGGUUUCGGUGCGUUUGCGGAGUACUUGGUGACGUACCCUGCUGCUGUGACAGCGGUGCCUUCGUCGUUCCAGGACCUUGAUGCGGCUGGUUUGGGUGUUGGUGGCUUCACUGCGCUCUUUGGUCUGUUCCAGCCGAAGCACCUGGGCCUCCCGUCGCCGAGCACCACGUCGCUGCCGCCUGUCGACCCGUCGCUCAAGGUGUUGGUGUGGUCGGGUGCAACCUCCGUGGGCCAGUUCGCGAUCCAGGCGGCGCGUGCAGCGGGUGCCUACGUGAUUGCGACGGCCUCGCCGAAGAACCACGAGUGGCUCAAGUCGCUCGGUGCCUCGGAGACGUUCGACUAUGCCGACCCGCAAACGCCGGAAGCGAUUGCGGCUCAGCACCCCGACUUGGCUCAUGCGUUCGACACGUUCUCUGAGAAGGGCUCGCACGAGGCGUGUGCGCGUGCGCUGACCAAGAACGGCCCCUCGAAGCUGGUAGCCAUUUUGCCCUUCAACCCAGAGUCGGUGGCCGCGGCGAAUGCACAAGUGAAGCCGACGUUCCUAUUGCUCUACACUACGUCGGGCAAGGAGACGCGCAUGUUUGGUGGCGUGUUUGACGAGGCGUACUGCCAGGAAGACAAGGCGUACAUGGCAAAGAUGGGCAGCGCGGACCGUGGAUUGUUCUACCAGCUACUGAACAGUGGCAUAGUGAAGCCGAACCGUCUGAUGCCGCAGGAGGGCGGCCUGACGAAGGUCCUUGAGGGUCUUGAUCUUCUGCGUCACAACAAGGUGUCGGGCCAAAAACUAGUAUAUCGCUUCGCAUAA
This is a messenger RNA of Malassezia pachydermatis, 1095 nucleotides long. Its product is annotated as cyclic peptide HC-toxin. The coding region runs from base 1 to 1095 and encodes 364 amino acids. The transcript has a single exon. The record is from RefSeq and is a predicted model, not a curated record. Gene Ontology annotation, molecular function: oxidoreductase activity, acting on NAD(P)H. NCBI's taxonomy places the organism in Eukaryota, Fungi, Basidiomycota, Malasseziomycetes, Malasseziales, Malasseziaceae.